Periophthalmus magnuspinnatus is the source of this 1055-nucleotide messenger RNA. It is a transcript of the gene ppp1r3db, whose product is annotated as protein phosphatase 1, regulatory subunit 3Db. NCBI's taxonomy places the organism in Eukaryota, Metazoa, Chordata, Actinopteri, Gobiiformes, Gobiidae. The transcript is spliced from 2 exons. Bases 14 to 985 code for a protein of 323 amino acids. Gene Ontology annotation, cellular component: protein phosphatase type 1 complex. Gene Ontology annotation, molecular function: glycogen binding; protein phosphatase 1 binding. The record is from RefSeq and is a predicted model, not a curated record. Gene Ontology annotation, biological process: regulation of glycogen biosynthetic process.
UGUCUCAUGUUAUAUGUCAAAGGCUGAGUGCCGUGGAGAAAACAGUCAGUCCUCUGCUUUUAGGUGUCUGCUUGAGCUGUUAGCUGCCACACUGCUAAAAGGGAGCAAGUACGCAGUGAACAUGGCCGACACCUGUCAGAAAUGGCAUUAUGGAAGGGCAGUUGAGAAGACCAUAUCUCUCAAAAACAUUUAUGACCCUAAGCCUGUUGCCAAAGCUCCUGUCAAGAUACGGCCUCCACCUCCCAGAGCACCCAAAACCAAACCUCAAGCGGCCAAACCUGAGCCAACCAUAGAACCGCCUGCUAAACCCAUAAUGAGGAGACGGGCCAAGUCACUGUCGUUUGUACCUUCAGACAGGACCUCCCACAAGAGCUCACAGGUACGUUUUGUGGAUGCUCUGGGGCUUGAGUUAGAAGAGGUCAAAGUGUUCAAAGUUCAGGAGCACCCUCAUAUCCCACAUCACGUCAUGUUCAGACUAUUGAUGAGUUCAGAAAUGGCUUUUAGGAGAUCGUCUGAGCUGUCCUUGCCUUAUUUUAAGCCAUGUUUCCCAGAGGAUUUCACAUCCCAACCUGACUUCAUUGGACGUUUGUGUAGUCAAUGUGUUUGCCUUGAAACUGUCAGCUGCUCAGAUCAAGGAAUUACGGGGACAAUUUGUGUCCUCAACUUAGCCUUUGAAAAACAUGUGUCAGUGCAUUACUCCUUUACAAACUGGAGGACACACACAAAUACUACAGCAUCCUGGGUAUCGAGUGGUGGCAAUUGGGAUGCCAGUGCUCCGGGAAUUGAUAUUUUCCGAUUUCGAUUGCCUGUGCCACCAUUUAUUCUGGAGCCUGGAGCCAUUUUGGAAUUUGCCAUCUGCUACGCUGUGAAUGGAAUCAGUUACUGGGACAAUAACAACGGGCAGAAUUACAAAUUGUCAUGCCAUAGCUACAAAGUGACUGUGCCCAAGGAGUGUGAGGACAGCAUGCUGCAUUUUCUUAGCUGACCCUUAGAGGGAGCCAAAUAUAAAAUAACAAAUCAAUUUGAACACUAUUUUACUAAGAAGGCCUGUCGGU